Telopea speciosissima is the source of this 1635-nucleotide messenger RNA. Its product is annotated as receptor-like protein kinase FERONIA. Gene Ontology annotation, molecular function: protein kinase activity. Bases 110 to 1609 code for a protein of 499 amino acids. The record is from RefSeq and is a predicted model, not a curated record. The transcript has a single exon. Lineage: Eukaryota; Viridiplantae; Streptophyta; Magnoliopsida; Proteales; Proteaceae.
GCUCAUUCCCCUGCUCAUACCUAGUUGACUUUGCGUUCUGAAACGUGAAACCCUCACAUCUAUUGAGAUUUCAAGAUCUUCUCCAUUCCGAAUCUCCCCAUUAGACUCCAUGAAGAUCACCCAAAGAAACCCUUUGGUUACUACCCAUUUCUACUUAUUCCUUAUCAUCCAUCUCACAAUCUCAACCACAGCCGAUCUCCUCUACAUACCCUCUGAAAACAUUCUCAUCAACUGUGGCUUUCCUUCCAACACUACUGCAUCCUCCAAUGACCGCAAUUGGAUCACCGAUAUCGGCUCUAACUUCAUGUUCUCUGCACAACCCAACACAUCAACCACCUCUGAAGCCUCAAAACAAUCCAUUUCCAUCCCCCAAAUCCCUUACAAGACUGCCCGGCUCUUCUAUUCCCAGCUCAAUUACUCAUUUUCCGUCUCACCUGGCCCAAAAUUCGUUCGCCUCUACUUCUACCCAGAUUCCUAUUCCGGCCUAAACCAAUCCGACGCCUUCUUCACUGUCUCCUCCGGUCAAUUUACUCUCCUUAGCAACUUUAGUCCCUCCCUUACCACUGAUUACCUCAACCAAGACUACUUAAUCAAAGAAUUCUGUAUCAACAUAGAAGGCCACACAUUGGACAUCACAUUCACUCCAUCUCAUGGCUAUGGUUUUGUUAAUGGAAUUGAGAUUGUCUCAAUGCCUCCCAAUCUCUACAUUCGCGACGAAUUACUCCCCUUCGUGGGUCAGCUGAAUUGGUUCGAAUUCGAUAAUUACACAGCUUUGGAGACAGUUUACCGAUUAAAUGUCGGCGGGAAUGAAAUUCCACCGGAAAAUGAUACCGGCAUCUUUCGUACCUGGUUUCAGGACAGUCAUUACAUAUUUGGUGGUUCAUACGGUGAAACAAGCAAGAAAACAGAGGUGGGUAUUCAUUACCCAUCAACUGUACCCCCUUACACUGCACCAGAGGAUCUCUACCGGACUGCAAGGGUCAUGAGUCUAGAUUCUGAAAUCAAUAUUCACAAGCAGCUCACCUGGUCGUUUAGUUUGGAUACUGGAUUCUUCUAUCUUUUUAGGUUUCAUUUAUGUGAGACCAGAGAUCAGAUAACGAAGCCGAAUCAGAUAGUGUUUUAUAUUUCAAUCGGUAACGAGACUUCAGGAGAUCGAAUGGAUGUUAUAAAGAGGAGCGGCGGCAAUGGAGUACCAGUGUAUGUAGAUUAUGUUGGGAUGGUUGUUGCAGAGGGAAACUACAGAGGAAAACAAGAUCUCUGGAUCUCCCUAUAUCCUUGCAUUGAAGCGAAUCCUAUGUACUAUGAUGCAAUAUUGAAUGGGCUAGAGAUAUUCAAAUUGAAUCACACUGAUGGUAAUCUAGCCGGAUCUAAUCCUCCACCAACCAAUCCAGAUCGGGUUCACUCUGGGACUCCAUCUCGGCGAUUAAUACUUGUUGUCGGAAGUGUCGUGGCCGGCGGUGCGAUUGCAAUCUGUCUGGUAUGUUUCUUGAUUUACCGUUAUGGCCGGAGUUUGAAGGACAAGAGUUGGGUUUCUCUAGCGAAUAAUAACCGCCGCUACUUGUCUCUUGUGGAGAUUACAAAUUCAAGACAGUAUGAGCAAGUUGGUUGAUGAAGCGAAAGGUGAUUGCAGGGUUA